GUAUGCAGACCCCGCCCCCCGAGAUAAAAAAUCCCAUGACGUCACUGAAGCUCAUUACGGAAGUGAACCAGGCGACGAAACACAACAGACAGAAACUCUGAUAAGUUGGGGUGUACGCUUGACUACAACUGACAGAUAGACCAUCAUCAUGCUGGGCGGAGGAUUCAAAGCAGAGAGGCUAAGAGUUAACCUCCGACUGGUCAUCAAUCGACUCAAACUCCUUGAGAAAAAGAAAACUGAGCUUGCUCAAAAGGCAAGGAAGGAAAUCGCAGAUUACCUAUCAUCGGGAAAAGAUGAGCGGGCACGGAUCCGCGUGGAGCACAUCAUCAGAGAAGACUACCUGGUGGAAGCCAUGGAGAUCCUGGAGCUUUACUGUGACCUGCUGCUGGCUCGCUUUGGCCUCAUUCAGUCCAUGAAGGAGCUGGACCCAGGCCUGCAGGAGGCAGUGUCCACCCUCAUCUGGGCAGCACCUCGUCUCCAGUCAGAAGUGUCUGAACUAAAAAUUGUAUCAGACCAGCUGUGUGCAAAAUAUAGUAAGGAAUACGGCAAGCUGUGCAGGACAAACCAGAUUGGCACAGUCAACGAUAGGCUGAUGCACAAACUGAGUGUGGAGGCUCCUCCCAAGAUCUUGGUGGAACGCUACCUGAUAGAGAUUGCCAAGAACUAUAAUGUGCCGUAUGAACCUGACGCCAUGGUCCGGCCCGAGGUGAGUCCUGGAGAGGAGGCAGACCUGAUUGACGUGGACCUCGACAAGAAGCCUGGAGGAGGUGGUGGUGGUGGUGGUGGAGGUUUCACUGCUCCUGUCAUGCCUAUGGGCAUGCCUAUGCCCAUGCCCAUGCCUAUGCCAACAGCUUUCAACUAUCCACCUCCAAACGGAGCUGAGCAGUUUAAUGUUCCCGUUGGAACCUACAGCAACUUCCAGCACCCCAUGGGAGGAGGGCAGCCCCCUCAGCUGCCCACUUCUCCCCCCACAUAUGAGUCCAUUGAUGACGUAACUGACAAAUCGUCUGUUCCUUCGCAGGCAGUAGGUCCGGGCCCAUCUAAGAUAUAUGACAACAAUGCUCUCCCAGAACUCCCCUCUGUUCCCGACACACUCCCCACAUCCUCCUUCGGCGGAAACACCACCACCUCGGAUGACAUCGACUUUGACGAUUUGACGCGGCGGUUUGAGGAGCUGAAGAAGAAGACCUAAACGCUAUACCACCGGUCUACACAUGCACACAUACACACACACACAGGCCUGUAUCGUCACCUAAGCAGCUCAGAACAGGAAAUGGAAAAUGUUCAAGGCUAUCAAUCAGAUUUGGAUAGUUCUUAUCCUCCUCCAGCGAUAAAGUAAUCUUACAUUGACAUUAGACAUACUUGUAUCUUACCUCAUUCAUAUAGAUAUGACCAGCUUACUGAGGGUGUGGUUACUCACUUGACCUCUAAAUUCUGUUUGCAGGACCAGUGAGUACCUCGUGUUUUGAUUUCUUUCUAUACAGCACAUUAUAUAUAUCCAUACAUAAAUCAUGUGUGUGUUGACCCAUGUUCAAUCCUCAUUUAUUUUCCCGCCGACUUUUAACUUUUCCCAUUUGUCUGAGUGAUAUACUUUAUAAUCUAACAUAGUUUUUAACUGUUCCUUUUUCUGAGGGUUUUGGGUCUGACAAUAUUUACAGUACAUGCCCUGAUUCUACUUCCUACAUGCUGUGUCACUGUAAUCUUUGCCAUUGUGUCACUCAGUCUUGUCACAGACCAGUCAAACAAGUCCAACUGGCUGCCGGAGUUUUUAAUACCUGGCGUUCAAACAAACAGGCUCCAGGUGAGGCUCAAUUACCCACUCACCUUUUCCAGGAAGUUAUGAGAAUAGAGUCUUACGCAGCUGUACAGUUAUGUUAUUGUGGGAAACACUCAUCAAGCUGUAUUUAUAACAUAUUUAACAGUGUAGGAGUCCUCCAGGUAAAGCUCAUGGUGACACAUUUAUCAGGGGUGGUGUGGCACAGAUGUAUGUGAUAUAAAGCUAUAAAACAGUGUAUGGAAAUCUGUAAUAUGAUAAAUUUACAAUCACAUAGAUAGACCUAUUUACAUGAAUGAUUGAACUGUACAGCAAAUAAAGUUCAGUAGUAGGGAGUUAUAUUAAUAUUUGACAAAUCUGUUUUGUAUACAGUAUCUCCAAAUAAAGUUUUUGUUUUUUUUUUUUUUUUUUGCCCUUUUGAAUGUCAGUUUUACCAAAUAGCGGCACUUUCUCAAUGAAUGAAGUCCUCAAUGAAGUCCUUAUUUACAAGCAAAAUGUGUUUCGACAAAAGAAGUCGCACAACAAGCUAAUUUGUUUGAUUUGAUGUAAAUACUGACUCCAGAGGUAGAGGGUUUGUGUUUGAGCUCCGUGAUCGUGUGUGCAUGUGUCUUUUGUUGUGUGUGCACCACUGCAUUUGCCUUAGUUGCCAUCUCUCAUCAGAGGCCUUGCCAGUCUUACCCAUUCAUUAUCCGCUAAGACUGGGUACAUGCUACCUGCAUUGGGUGUCAGUUGAUUAGAUUAGACUUUGCGUAAUUUGUUUUACUCAUAAACAAUUCUUUAAAAAAGAUUUUGAGAUUGGAAAUUGGCUGAUUGGGUGAAAAACAGUCUGUAUUGACAAUAGAGGUAGAUGUUUUCAUUUCCUGUGAAGAACGAGUGAGAGGGUUUCUGUUGUCGUUCAGACGUGACACGUUGCUGCAACCUAACCACACCCAGCUCUGCUUGCAUGGCAAAUGGAUGGUGGCCUUGAAGAAAAUGAUUGACCCAUGUCUGGAAGGCACAUUGAAAAGCUUUCCAGCUGGGUGAUGGACACAGCUGAGCUAGUUUUUACAUAAUGUUUGAGAAAGUAGAAAGAGAAAGAUUAACACUACAGAACUGUGAUCUGCUCACUGUCUUUUCUAUGUUGGACUGUUCUUUCAUGCUAAACCUUGAGACACAUAACUGUGUCUUGUUGCAAAAAAGAAGGUUUUUUUCACUGUAUACUACAAUAACAGUUUAAUAAAAGAUUAUUUGGAACUGGAAA
Messenger RNA from Acanthopagrus latus (yellowfin seabream), 3014 nucleotides. It is a transcript of the gene ist1, whose product is annotated as IST1 factor associated with ESCRT-III. Gene Ontology annotation, biological process: protein transport. The transcript has 10 exons. Bases 149 to 1192 code for a protein of 347 amino acids. NCBI's taxonomy places the organism in Eukaryota, Metazoa, Chordata, Actinopteri, Spariformes, Sparidae. The record is from RefSeq and is a predicted model, not a curated record.